This is a messenger RNA of Lodderomyces oxycetoniae, 1209 nucleotides long. RefSeq lists its product as uncharacterized. Gene Ontology annotation, molecular function: protein binding. The transcript has a single exon. Bases 1 to 1209 code for a protein of 402 amino acids. Lineage: Eukaryota; Fungi; Ascomycota; Pichiomycetes; Serinales; Debaryomycetaceae. The record is from RefSeq and is a predicted model, not a curated record.
AUGUCAGAGGUAAUACUGCAGGCGCGAGCUUUUCUAGCCACCUCGCAACCAGAGAAAGCUUUGGAACUCUUAUCAUCGCACAUUGGUUCAGAUAAGAACUCGUCUUCGUCACCUGAAUUACUCUCGAUUUUCGGAGAAACACUACUUGAAAAUAACCAAUUAGAGGAGGCAUAUCAAGUGUUGACAACAGCAUGUCAGUUGGACCCUGAGGCUAAGCAAGGUGCUGAGAAAUAUUUGUAUUUGGGACAAAUUAUUGGUGGUCGAGAUGGGUUAAACUAUAUAAAUACUGGAUUGAACAAAUUGAACGAGUACUUGGCCGAGGUGCAAGGUGGCGAAUGCUCCAACCAAAUAAUUAAAGAUAGUGGGUACGAGAGUCUAACAGAGUAUCAAAAAUGGCUACUUAAAAAGUUGAAUCUGGGGAUUUUUGCCAGUAUAGAAAUCUGGAUGACUGAUUUAUGUAUGGAAGAAGAGGCCGAGUCUAAAUGCAACGAAUUGAUUGAAUAUAGUUUGAGUCUUGAUUCUACCAACCCUGAAAGUUAUUCCCAACUAUCUUCAAUCCGAAUCUCACAACAACGAAAUCAGGACGCUAUUGAAGCUCUUGUCAGAGCAUGGGAUUUGUUUCAAGCUAAGAAAACCAAAUUGGAAGAUUAUGCAAAUGUGAUCAAAGAAGAGGAGAAGGAAAAUGAUGCGUUUGAAGUAGGCAUGGAGUACGUAGAGUUGAUUCAGCCACUACUUACAUUGUCCAAAUAUGCUGUUGAGUUGGAGCAGUAUGAAAUUGCUAUAGAUAUAGUUUCCAAUGUUCAAGAUAUAAAUGACUCAAUUCUUGAUGCCUUUUACAUUGAAGCCAUAGCUUAUUUGUUCAAAGCCAAAAAAAUCAUUUCAUUAUUGGACAAGGCGCAAUUGGAUGGCAAUAAUAGUGAUGCCACUGCUGCUGCUGCUGACUAUAGAGAUAUCGAAAUAAAAAAAUUGAAAAUGUGUGAAAAUGAGGAGAUUAAAAGCUUGGUCAACGAUGCCCGGUUAUGUUUGACGUCAGGUUAUAAGAUAAUAAAUAGCGAAUUGACUGAAGAAUGUGAUCCUACUGUUAUUGAGCAAGUUAACGACUUAUUAAAUCAAUUGGACGGACCCAUCAUAAGUGAGUUGAUGCCGAAGAAGGAAAAAAAUGAAGACGAUAACGAUGACUGGGAGGCAGAAAUCGAAUACGAGGACUAA